CCAACACCUUUGAUUCCAGGUAGUGAUCCUGUGAAUUAUUUUAUGGUUGCAGAUGAGGCGUUUCCUUUGAAACGUUAUCUGAUGAGGCCAUAUCCUGGUAAAAAAAUCUCUCCUCAGCAAAGGAUUUUCAAUUAUCGACUGUCCAGGGCAAGGCGUGUUGUUGAAAAUGCAUUCGGGAUAUUAUCAAAUAGAUUUCGUAUCUUGAUGCAACCAAUACAGCUGCCUCCUGCGACAGUUGAUAAAAUUGUUUCUGUAUGCUGCUGUUUGCAUAACUUUCUACGAGAAAGACCAUCCAGGCAAUUGUAUACACCAAGAGAACUAAUCGAUCAUGAAGAUGAGGACUUUAAUUUUAUACCUGGAUCAUGGCGAAAUGAGGAAUCGCUAAGUAAGAUGAAAUCCCUGUGUAAACAAAAUGGUUAUAACACAGGGUCUGCUGAAGCAAAGCUGAUGCGAGAAAAAAUUUGUGCUAAAAUUUAUGUAAAUAAUGAAGGAAAAGUUGCGUGGCAAGAUAAACAUAUAAAAUAUUAUUAAUUUCUCAAUAUAUGUUCCUUGAUUUCUCAAUAUAUGUUAUAAUAAAAGAUAAAGAAAUAAAGAUUAUU
This is a messenger RNA of Stegodyphus dumicola, 599 nucleotides long. Its product is annotated as protein ALP1-like. The record is from RefSeq and is a predicted model, not a curated record. Lineage: Eukaryota; Metazoa; Arthropoda; Arachnida; Araneae; Eresidae.